ACCCCUCAUAAGCAGGCAACUGAGCUGUAUUAAUCUGGCAAGAAAGCUAUGAAGCUAAAUACACCUUCCUAUUACUCUACACAUCUUAUGUCUUUCAUACAAAAAGAACCAACUUGUAAUCAGAUAAAUAAUUAACCACCUCAAGGCAUCAGCGCAUACCCUGUACCCAUCCAGGAUUGAAUGAAGAUAUUCCUAACAGACAUUAACUAUGACUGAAGAAAUAGGCCACACCUGAUGUUAUCAUGCCCAUGAACCAAGCUGAAUCAUGUGCCGGCUAUUGACAUCCUGCUGGUCUCAGCUAAAGACAGCUGAAGAGACACAAAGGAAUGUGACCAUCAUUAUCAUUGGAUUAGACAACUCAGGCAAAACCGUUCUUGUGGAGGCUUUCCAAAGACUACUUCCAAGUAGGAUGAACAAUUGUAUGAAAUCUGAAUUGACUACACUCCUACUGCAUGAGUAUGAAGUUUCCAUCUAUGACUUGAGUGGAGACAUGAAGGGUCAAGAAACCUGGCCGAACUACUAUGCACAGGCACACGGACUUGUUUUUGUCCUGGAUUCCAGUGACUUGGGACGCAUGCAGGAAGUGAAGAUCAUCUUAACGCGUCUGCUCUCUGAUAAAAGAGUGGCAGGGAAACCUAUCCUACUCAUGGCAAACAAACAGGACAAGAAGGAUGCCCUCCUACCCUGUGAUAUUAUUGAAUAUCUAUUCCUAGAAAGGCUAGUGAAUGAUAACAAGUCCCUGUGCCGAGUGGAACCCUGUUCAGUCAUCAAAAACCUCCAAAGAGGGAACCAUCAGCCCAUAAUUGAAGGGCUGCACUAGCUAUUAGCUGCCACUGGGGAUAAAUAUGAAGAGCUGUGUACUCGCCGACAGCCACUCCCCUCAAGCAUCCCAACCUCCAAGGGCACCAGAAGCUCUGGGGAAAGACCCUCAUCAGACAGCCACACUACCAGGAUGGGAAUGUCAAAAGAAAAAAGACAGCAUCUAGGACAAUGCUCGAUGGAAGCUAGGCCCCGAAAGCCAAUCCUACAGGUCCUCAGAGAAAACACCUCUCACCCUCCAUGUCCUCUGAGGAUCCCAAACAAUUAGGAAUGGACUUGAUAUUGACAUGCUCCUCUACUGUAUGGAUCUGGGCUAGAUGUCAGCAUUGCCACCCCACUUAGUCUCCUUUGAGAAGAAACAAUGGGAAACAUAAUGUGGAAAUACAUACAAUGACAGAAUCAAAUCAGCUGAUGGAAAAUUUUUAAGUCUGGGACAUAAUUAUAUUCCAUUUCAAUUGUCCUUUUGGACUUGAAUUAAUUGGAAAUUCAGAGCUGGAAGGAGGACCCAAACACCACCAUAAGGAAACAGAGAUCAUCCUAUCCCAGGAUACAGGAUCACUGCUAAAACCAGGAGAGUCUCAGGCAAUCCAGGAUGGUUGGUGACACUACAACCAGCCAGAUUCCUAAUGUGGGUCUCUAAAAGGUAGGGCCAUUAAAAAAAAUGGAGAGACUGUUCUAGAUUCAAAGAAACACCACAUCCAAAUGCAACAUAUGAACUGGCCAUAAAAGACACUUAGGAGACAGCUGGGGAAAUGUGAAUACAGAACACUGCUACUCAGCCAUCCAAUAGAUGUAAAUGAACUAUGUCACUAAGCACAUUGUUUUAUUCAGCUGACAUUGUUCUGUGACAAAACUUUCUCAGUGAAGUAUGUUGUGAACUGAUCCACUGUGGUGCAAGUUCCUUAUCUCCCUGUAAACCAUCAAGCAGUCUGCAAAACAUACUCCAGGAAGCACUGGAUUAGAUAUUAAAAAAUAUUAGUGAAGAUCAGUGAGGAGCUGUUAAUUGCUUUUAGCAGUACUUAUGGUAUUAUGUAUCAUAUACUUAUGUGGAAAAACAUCUUUAUGCUUAGAAGAUGUAUGUUGAGGUAUUUAAGGUGAAGUGUCAUGAUGUCUACAACUUACUUUCAAAUAGUUUAUCAAAGAACAAAUAUACACAGAGAUAAAGCAAAUAUG
This is a messenger RNA of Acinonyx jubatus (cheetah), 1992 nucleotides long. It is a transcript of the gene ARL13A, whose product is annotated as ADP ribosylation factor like GTPase 13A. Gene Ontology annotation, cellular component: ciliary membrane; non-motile cilium. Gene Ontology annotation, biological process: non-motile cilium assembly; receptor localization to non-motile cilium. The transcript is spliced from 10 exons. NCBI's taxonomy places the organism in Eukaryota, Metazoa, Chordata, Mammalia, Carnivora, Felidae. Gene Ontology annotation, molecular function: GTP binding; GTPase activity. The record is from RefSeq and is a predicted model, not a curated record.